This is a messenger RNA of Plodia interpunctella (Indianmeal moth), 5937 nucleotides long. RefSeq names its product Vacuolar protein sorting 15 (gene Vps15). Lineage: Eukaryota; Metazoa; Arthropoda; Insecta; Lepidoptera; Pyralidae. The record is from RefSeq and is a predicted model, not a curated record. Gene Ontology annotation, biological process: macroautophagy; protein targeting to vacuole; protein phosphorylation. Gene Ontology annotation, molecular function: protein serine/threonine kinase activity; protein binding; ATP binding. Bases 320 to 4405 code for a protein of 1361 amino acids. Gene Ontology annotation, cellular component: phosphatidylinositol 3-kinase complex, class III, type II; nucleus-vacuole junction; phosphatidylinositol 3-kinase complex, class III, type I. The transcript has 28 exons.
GAUACCGAACCCCUAACAUUGCUCCUACCCCAUCGGCAGGUUCUUCUGAAACCUUAGUUCCUCCGCUGUCAUAUAUCGUGUCACUUUGACAUUUUGGCGAAAGCCACCAAAAUAUUUUGUUUUGUGUUUGUGAGUUCGCAGCUGUUCGUUCGUUAUAAUAUUUUUAUGUAAUAUUUUAGCAAUAUUAUAACUUUAAUUAAGUCAGUAUAGACUCAUCGCGGCUUUUUGCCGCACGUCUAGAGAAAUCUCUAAAAGUGAUGUGUUAAUGUUAUUUGUGGAAGGCCAAGACCUAUUUUUCAAGAUUUUCAUCUGACGAACAAUGGGAAAUCAGCUGGUGGGUGUAGCUCCGUCCCAGAUUUAUCCCGUGGAGCAUUAUCUAAGUGACCAUGUUGACCUGAAAUUCGAUCAAAGCCUCGGCUCCACUCGAUUCCUGAAGGUAGCCCGGGCCCGUUCCCAGGAAGGCCUGGUGGUGGUAAAGGUGUUUGCGGUACAUGACCCAUCGCUACCUCUAGCUGAACACAAAGAGAGGAUUCUUAAGAUUAAGGAGCAGCUUGCUUCUGCAUUUAACUGUUUACCAUUCCAAAGAGUCAUAUUAACAGACAAAGCUGGCCUGUUAAUGCGAGAAUACUGCAAAUGCAGUGUAUAUGAUCGCAUGUCGACUAGGCCAUUCCUGACAGUGUUGGAGAAGAAAUGGAUCACAUUCCAAGUGUUAUAUGCUCUCCAUCGCAUGCACAAGCUGGGCAUUUGUCAUGGAGAUAUUAAGCUUGAGAACAUAAUGGUGACAUCAUGGCUAUGGGUGCUCCUCACCGACAUAGCGUCGUUCAAGCCGACCUUCCUGCCUGACGACAACCCGGCCGACUUCAGCUAUUUUUUCGACACGUCGCGCCGUAGACUGUGCUAUGUCGCGCCGGAGAGAUUCGUUAGGGCGCCUGAUCCUAACAACAGGCCUGUGGGCGAUGACAGAUCUGGUGGAUUACUCUUGAGCGAAUCACCUUGCAAAGUCGGAGAACUUGUCCCCAGCAUGGACAUAUUUUCUGCUGGCUGCGCUCUCCUAGAGCUCUGGAACGACGGCACUCCAGCAUUGGACUUGCCUGGUCUACUGGCCUAUCGCAACGGCGAAGACCGACCACCUACUAUGACGCUACCGGACGGCCAUGAUCCUAGACUAAGGGCCUUAUUGCAUUCGAUGACUGAACGGAACCCAAGGGACAGAAGAAGCGCUGAGUUGUAUUUGGAUGAUGCCAGGGGCAACCUAUUCCCAGAAUACUUCUACUCGUUCCUCCAAUCAUACAUGCUGAUAUUCUCCGCGCAACCAAUCCUGCCAGCGGACGAGAAAAUUCUACGAAUACACCAAGACAUUAAAAACAUCAUCAAAAUAUUCACCCAACCUUCAGACACCAAGAACUACAAAGACCUAGUCGAAGAGACAACUGAGAAACAGACCGAUAUAGAAGCUUUGAAAAAAGACAGUUUUAAAGUGAUGACCUUGAAUAAAACUGAUGAAGAAGAAGAUGAAUUAGACGAUGUGGUACACCAGGACAGUGAGGGGUUGAUUCUAAUUACGUCAUUAGUGACGUCAUGUAUAAGGGGGUUGCAUCAUUGCACGUCGAAGUUGUACGCGUUGGAGAUUCUCCAGUUGUUGUGCGAAAAUUCCAGUUCGGAGACCAUAUUGGAUCGAAUAUUGCCUUAUGUGAUACACCUCUCCCACGAUAGUCUAUCCCGCGUCCGCGCCGCCGGCGUGCAAGCGGCCACCCGCUGCGUCCGUCUCGCUCGCACACUGCCCCCCCCAGACUGCAACGUGUUCCCCGAGUACAUACUGCCGGAGCUAGCGCCCAGGGCCACCGACCCCGCCUUGUCUGUCAGAAUAGCGUACGCAAACAACAUUGCAAAAUUAGCGGAGACGGCAGUGCGGUUCCUAGACCAGACACAAAACAUGGUGGACAAAGAAGCGGCCAAAAUAAACUACGAGACGGAACUGUCUGCCUUACACGAGAUGGUCCGUUCCACAGUGUCCUAUUUAUUGACGGAUGCGCAAGCGGUGGUCAAGCGAGCGUUGGUCGACAACGGCAUCACCAAGUUGUGCAUAUUCUUCGGAAAGCAGAAAGCAAACGACGUAAUACUAUCUCACAUGGUGACAUUUCUGAAUGACAAAGAGGAGGUGGCUUUGCGUGGUUGCUUUUUCGAGCGAGUGGUUGGCGUCGCUUCUUAUGUGGGACAACACGCCGCGCCUAUUCUAGUACCAUUAUUACAACAGGGCUUAACCGACCAAUCAGAAUGGAUCAUAGCUAAAGCGCUACGGGCUACCAGUAGCCUGGCCGAGUUAGGAUUGCUUCCCAAACAGUCGCUAUGUGACCUUGUGGCCGAAAGCGCUGUAUACCUCGCUCAUCCUAACUUGUGGAUAAGACACGAAGUCUGCGGUCUUGUCUCGUGUGUAGCGAGUUUAUUGAACCCUAUUGACGUGAACUGCAAAAUAUUGCCGUUGGUGUGGCCGCACCUCAAACACAAGCUUAUACAGGUGGAACGAGCAGAAUUGCUGUUGGAAAGCUUAGCGGAGCCGAUACCGAGGAAAGUCCUGGAUGCUGUGCUCCGGCACGGCGACGUGGACCGGCUGGUGCACACUCUCAGGGAGAGGCGGAACACCAGGAUCAAGGCUAAACAAGGGUCGAUGCCGCAAUACUCUGAAAUGGGACAGCAAAUGAGGAAUCUGUUCCGACGGCUGGCUUCCGAUGGUAUGACUGAGCACGUAGAGAAUCAACUGUUGGCGAUGAGCGCGCAUCUUAUUAAAAUACAAGGAUCUUCAACUCAGCAUAUAACAGAAGCACCCGGCCGCCUCAUCCUAUCUCACACGGGCAUAUCGAAGUCCGUGCCUUUGGUCUCGACCACAGACAAUAUCAACGACAAAUUGUACGCCUCCACACAGAACAGACGAACUACAAAAACGUCAGUGUCGCACGAGAGCCACAUGAACACGGAAUGGCAGCACAUGUUUGGACACUCGCAUGAACAGCACAGCAUGAGAGCGCAUCCAGACGCUUCUGUGUCGCAAGUUGGUGUGAUGCAGACCACAGUGCAGCAAUCCAUGUCAGUACAACCAGAACAUUCGAUGGGCCAGAGUCUGGGAUAUGUGCAAUAUAGCAUGGCUCCGUGCCGCGUGGAGUUAAGGAACCUCACUGGACGGAUGCAACAGAAAUUCCAGAAAUCUUUACGGAGCAAUGAAGAAUGCAACGACAACGGAGAAGACAUGGCGCCGCCCGCGUCGUGGCGACCCGGCAACCAGCUUUUAGCUUACCUUCACGAACACAAAGCUCGGGUGAACCAACUAGUAACGCUUCCCGCCCAGAGAAAUCUGUUUGGAUCGUGUUCCGACGAUGGAACCGUGAAACUAUGGGACGCAACCAAACUGCAGGGGCACGCUUAUGUCAAUAGAUCAAAAUCGAUGUACAAUCGAGCUGCGGGGCCAGUGAUAUCGCUGGCGUCUUGCGAGGGGGGACAAUCGUUAGUGGCCGCGACACAGGAGGGCUCCAUUUUUGUGCUUAGACAAAGCGGCUCGUCACGCAUGACAUUAUCCCAAUGCCGGCAGCUGGAGGAGGGCGGGUGUGUCGCGUGCGCGUGCGCAGGUGGUGUGCACGCGGGCGUGAUCUCGUACGCGACGCUGAGGGCCAGCAUCGUGGGCUGGGACUUGAGGGCCCCUGGUAAUGCGUGGAAGCUUCAAGGUGACCUCAAGCAAGGCGUCUACACGUGUCUAUACGCGGAUAGUUCUGGAUAUUUGGCUGUGGGCACUUCGAGUGGCGCCAUCUGUGUGUGGGACCUGAGGUUCCAACUGCCCGUCAGCUCUGUGAGGCAUCCUAAUUCGGAACGGGUUCGCCGCAUCAUAGGUUUCGGCGGGCGCACGUCCAAAGUGUGGGUGGUGGGGGGGCGGGACAGCGGCGCCUGGUGCCUGGAGUCCACGCAGCGGACCCACGCCCUGUGGCCGUGCACCAACUCCCCACAGCCUCUACACUACUCCGCACCGGCUUCUCACUAUAUGAGCGCCGCUUACUGCGGCUCCCGCGCCGGCUCCAGGUUCCUCAUCACCGGGGGCUCCGACCAGCGCCUGAGGCACUGGGACCUGGAGCACCCGGAGGACUCAUAUAUACUGCUGCACGCGCCCGGGGACCAGCUCAGAUACUCGCUCAAUGCUGUCAAAUAUAGGAGCCGGAUAAUAGACGGCACGACAGUGAUCCAAGAGUGCUGCAAACUGAACCCCAGUGCGCCCGCGCCGCUGAUCGAAGACAACGUAUACAGAACAGUGGAGUCGCGCUCUUUCUACCACACUGCUCCGAUCACAGACGUCACUAUGGUCGAAGGCGCGAAGCAUUAUUUAGUGAGUGCGGCGGCAGAUGGCGUUAUUAACGUUUGGAAGUGAAAUUCCAAUUUCGAAAUUGGAACACUGUUAUGGUUCGUAAUUUUUUAAAUGAACAUUUUUUGUAGUCAUGAAAAAUUAAAGUGAUGUGAUUAUUAUGUAGAACAGCCGUCAAGACUUUUUAUCCCUUAAUCGCCUCGUACAACAUUCUCGAUAGGCAGUGUUACUAUUCAAAAUCAAUCUACCACUGCAAGUAGGAAGAACAGUGGAAUUUCACAAAUUUAUGGCAAUUUAUGCUUCGGAAAAUUGCAUAAUUUACGUUUGGAAUAGCAUAACAAAAGAAAAAAUGCAUUUUAUCAUAGCCAAUAUUGUUGAUUUGUGUAGUUAGCUUUCAUAUAUGUUACAUAUAUAUUUUAUUAGAUUUAAUUAUAUGUUAGCUAUAAUUAUUUGCCCACUGUGAUGUUAUAUUCUUAUAUAAUAUUAUUGUUAGAUAAGUUACGGAAGUAAGUGUAUAGUUCUUUUCACUCAAGUUCCUUAUAUUUUUGUGAUAAAUCUAAAAUUAACACUUUUUUUCUAUUAUUUUAACUUGCUGCUGUUGCUUCAGUUGAAAUUUCGAUAUAGAGGUUAUAAUUGAUAUUAAUAAAUAAAAAAUAAAUUGGCUACAUAAUUGACUGAGUAAAAGAAUAAAAACAUAAACAAUAAUUACAUAAUAUAGGUAUUUAAAUAACCAUACACAAUUAUUAAAUGUCACUUUCAUUUAACAGUUUUAAUAAUAACGAAAUUUACUAAAUAUUGUUUUAAUCUCAUAAAAAGAAAGCAUUUUGACUCCAAAAAUCGUAACGCCAAAGUAUAUCAAAUACUUUUUCUAAUGUCAAAAACAAAAAAUAUAUGAAGCUUGUAUUAAAUAAGACAGUAAUGUAUUAAUAAUUAGAAAAAAGUAUCUGAUUUGACUAGUUAGAAAUUAGCCAAUUUUUAAGAAGAGGAAAGUGUUUUAUUAUUUAAUGCCAAAACGGGCAAUGAUUUAAGGUGCCUCAAAUGAUUUUUUAUUUUGAUUUAAUGUGCAAAUAUAUAUAUAUAUAUAUAUAUAUAUAUAUUGAUUACUAUCAACAUUUCUAAUCCAACACUUGUUACUAUAAAUAAAGAAAAAAUAAGUAUAACCUACAUUAUCGGCUUCCUUAAUACCUAUCCUUUUGUUUUAUUUUUUAUACUUUUGCCAUUUCCUGUUUGGUCCCAUCCCAUUAACUGUUAUUAUUGUUAACUUAUGUUGUGCAAUAAAGUUUAAAUAAAUACUUCAAUAUCUAUAUCGAAAUAUAUGUUCUAAAAAUCGAUGUCUUGAACAUUACGAAUUAAUUUGCAAUGUGUUAAUUUCGAUAAAAAGAUCUGUCACUUGUGUUACAAGAUUAUACAUUUGUUGAAAUAUUAAAAUAAUGGCGCCCUAAUGUCGCUUCGCCUCUAAUAAAUUGUGUUGGGUUAGUAUUGUAAAUGAAACGACUGAAGCUAUUAUAAAUUAAUAUUUUAUUGUAAUUGUAUCAUUAAUCUUAUUCAUAAUGCAUGUACAUAAGAAAUUAUUUUCAAUAAAAAAAAACUAUUAUAAC